Panicum virgatum (switchgrass) is the source of this 1429-nucleotide messenger RNA. RefSeq names its product E3 ubiquitin-protein ligase CIP8-like. The transcript has a single exon. Bases 142 to 1113 code for a protein of 323 amino acids. Gene Ontology annotation, biological process: protein ubiquitination. Gene Ontology annotation, cellular component: cytoplasm. The record is from RefSeq and is a predicted model, not a curated record. Gene Ontology annotation, molecular function: ubiquitin protein ligase activity. NCBI's taxonomy places the organism in Eukaryota, Viridiplantae, Streptophyta, Magnoliopsida, Poales, Poaceae.
GCUCGGCGGCGCCUGGCGUCGGGUACACCAACCCAACUUGACCCAACCCAAUUUUAAAGCGCACGAAAAGCGCACGAAGGGGAGGGAGAAAAGGAGAGGAGCGCAGCGACGCGGGCCAACGAUUCCCUCUUCGCUUUAGCGAUGGCCAACGAUUCCCUCGCCCACCACAUGCUGCGCCCCCUCGCCGCCGGCUGCUGCUCCGACGUUGACGAGUACGACGAGGAGGAGCCCGCCAACGUCGCCUUUCCCUCCUUCUGGCCGCCCUUCCCGGCCCUCUCGUCCGACUCCGACUCCGACUCCGACGCCGCCGCCAGCUUCGUGCGCCCGAGCGUGGACCGGCCCCGGGGCCGGGAGACCGCCGCGUCGUCUUUCUUCGGGCUCGGCUUCCACGACGGGGACGACGACGACUGGGCGCCGCCGGACGAGGAGGACGGGGAGGUCGAGCUGCCGCUCUGCUGGGAUUGCCUGCAGCUGGAGGACCACGACAGCCACCCGCGGUGGGACGUGGGCGUCAGCGACGCCGAUGAGUGGGAGCAGGUCGCCGCCGCCAGGGAAGAGGAGGAGGAGGCAGCCGCGGCGUCCGCGGUGAGGAGCCUGGAGUGGGAGGUGCUGCUCGCCGCCAACAGCCUGGGGAGCCUCGUGGUGGACGACGCCGGCGACGUCGAGACGUACUUCCUUGACGACGCCGACGACCUGCUGUUCGGGCAGCUCGCCGCCGCGGAGGCGGACCACGGCCCGCAGGGCAAGUGCGGGCGCCCCGCGGCGAAGGCCGCCGUGGAGGCCCUCCCGACGGUGGUGGUCGCGGAGGGCGACGCGCAGUGCGCGGUGUGCAAGGACGGCGUCGAGGCCGGGGAGCGCGCCCGGAGGCUGCCGUGCGCGCACCUCUACCACGACGUCUGCAUCCUGCCGUGGCUCGCCAUCCGCAACACGUGCCCGCUCUGCCGCCACGAGCUGCCCACCGACGACCCCGAGUACGAGAAGUGGAAGGCGAGGGGGGCCGCCGGGGGCGGUGGCGAGGCGGACCCCCGUGCGCCGGCGACAGGUACGAUGUCUUCGUCAGGCUACCUUGAUGGAUGGAUAGGUGCAGGGGAACAGACUAACUUGCUUCAAUAAUUAGGGCCUCUUUUUAGAGGUGGUGUUGUGUUAAUACUACUUGGCUAUGCAACUUGCUGCAAAUUCCAUUUUGAUCGGGUGGGAGAAGGAUCAAAUCGGAUUGGUGGGUGUGGUGAUGAUUUUCAUAUAGAUUGGUGAGAGCACGGUGCAUUUUGAUUUGAUAAGGUACAAACAGAGGAGAACAAUCACUGCUGCUUUCAGUUUAGAGUCACCCUACUCACCUCAUAAUUCAAUUAAGCACACAGCAUUGUUUGCACAAUUGCACAGUCGAACUUGUCUUUAAAAUGUUCAGGCAAUAGGAAUCUUCCUUUUGCAA